Paracoccidioides brasiliensis Pb18 is the source of this 2109-nucleotide messenger RNA. RefSeq lists its product as uncharacterized. The record is from RefSeq and is a predicted model, not a curated record. The transcript has a single exon. The coding region runs from base 1 to 2109 and encodes 702 amino acids.
AUGGCAUCACCAAUACCGGGGACUGAACCAUGCAGCGGCUUGGACUUGGGCCACGGCCGGGACCAAGAAGAUAAAAUGGGAGGCGACAUUGCGACGGUUCUCAGCUUAGGCGACCGACAGUCUCUGGCUUUGCUCAUGGUCGACAUUGUGGAUGAGAUGCAGCAAACAAUAUUCACUUAUUUUAACACGGUGGAUUCGAGAAGGCAUCGUAGUGUUCAUAACCCAGCUCCAGACGACAGCGAUUCUAACCCAUCUAGAUCUCAAAAGGCCAAACUGGGUCCUUCAACCCGAAAGCCAUCUACGCUACUAUUAAAAGUUGAGGCGGAGUCACUGAGAUAUUUUAGUAUCUGGAAAGAUUCAGUUAUCUUCCGUAUUGGGGAGAUCAUAAAUACACCAGACGCAGUUGAAUCUCUAGCAAACGAACCACCUGAAGGGAGCCAGGAGGUCGAAGACGCAGAAAGCACCGUCGACCCAGACUUUGCAAGGUUGAGACCAAAUCCUACAAGCUUUGUGAGCCGCUACCCGCCGGUAGAGACACCCCUGAUCCAACUCCCAUAUGACACGAAAUUGGUCCUACUUCAUUCGGUUCUCCUUUUACUUCUUAGCCUUAAGCACUACAGUGCUCAUUCACGAGUCUUGAUGCUCAGAAUGGCAUCCAGUCUUGGACUGACUGUGGAUGACCUGGUUAAUGACGAGAUCAAAGUAGCCGAAGGCCUAUUGCAAACCGCCAAAGCAAUGACGGCAGAACAGGAAGCUAAGACAAAAGUUGAGGAGAAAAAAACAUCCAGGAAGUGGAAGAUUAGGCUAGCAUCUGCUGCGGGGGGUGUUCUCAUCGGGUUGACUGGAGGAUUCGCUGCUCCUGUUGUCGCCGCUGGCAUCAGUGCUGUGAUGGGAGGCCUUGGCCUGGGGGCCACUGCUGCAGCUGGAUACCUUGGUGUAGUUGCCAGCAGUAGCACUAUUAUUGGUGGAAUUUUCGGUGCCUUUGGUGCCAGAAUGACCGGAAAGAUGAUGGAGCGGUAUGCAAAGGAGGUUGAGGACUUUGCAUUCCUCCCCCUCUAUGCGCCCCCGCCUGUAGAGGGGAGUCCUAUAACUACGGUUCCAACGGAUCAACGUCUUAGGGUUACUAUCGCAAUCAGUGGUUGGCUUUCUGAGGAAGAAGACAUCAUUAACCCCUGGCGAGUUCUAGGACGCGAUUCCGAAGUAUUCGCGCUGCGAUGGGAGUUUAAGGCCUUGAUGAGACUUGGCAAUGCAAUGACGACGGUAGUCAGACAUACUGCAUGGGCCGUCGCAACAAGGCAGGCCAUCACGGGGACUGUUUUCGCACCCAUUCUUGGCUCUAUAAUGUGGCCUGUUGCCCUGCUCAAACUUGCUCACGUAAUCGAUAAUCCUUUCAGUAUCGCCAAAGUUCGGGCUGAUAAGGCGGGUCAUGUUCUUGCUGAUGCUUUGAUCAACAAAGCUCAAGGUGAACGUCCUGUAACCCUGAUCGGCUAUUCCUUGGGUGCUCGUGUUAUUUUCUGCUGUCUUAUAAGCCUCGCAAAAAGGCGUGCAUUUGGUUUGGUCGAAUCUGCUAUUCUCAUUGGGUCGCCCACCCCGUCAACUGCAAGCCAUUGGCAACUGAUGCGCAAUGUUGUCAGUGGUCGGCUGGUCAAUGUCUACUCCCUGAACGACGCAGUGCUUGGAUUUCUAUACCGCGCAAAUAGUGCUCAAUAUGGAAUUGCUGGUCUUCAGGCUAUUACUGGUGUCCCCGGUGUGGAGAACUUUGACAUGAGUGAUUCAGUCACUGGUCACCUUCGGUACCAAUACAUGGUUGGGCAUAUUCUCAGGAGGAUCGGAUAUGACCAUCUGGACCAGGAAGAAUUGCAGCGGCAAAUCGAUAUGUUGAAGGCUAGAGAUGAGGGAGAUACGAAGCAGCUCCAGCUUGAAAAGGAGAAGAGACUGGGUCAACCGAGCUCGGAACAGCAGCCACAGCAACCCCUGGCGAAUAAUACGGUUCCUCAACCUUCUCCUGCUGCGGUUGGGAGGGUAGAAAGAGAGGCAGAAGGGCGGGUGAUGGAGGCUAUGUAUCAUAUCCGGUUAGGGAGACUUGAGGUGGGGGGUGAGAUCACAUGA